AUGUCCACAAGCCAGAUGAUGCAUCAUCUAGAGGUCCGUUCAAUCCCGGUCGAAGAAUAUGUCCUCUCUGACGUUGCCGCGUACCUGCAAACUGCACGUUUCGACAUUGUGAAGGAAGCCGAGGUCUGUACGGACGAGAUCCUCGGACUGAAGUGUCUUCACAUCACCUCCUCAUUAGGCAUUCCCCAAGGGCAUUGGCGCAACGCGACUGCGUGGAUAUUCCACAUAUCGUCUCUCAAUUCCUUGUCCUACCGACCUAAUACUUGUUCAGACCUGGGGGGAUGGAGUUCCGAAAAUACGCAGCGAGAAAAACCCAGCGUCUAUAGUAGUAGCAUUGACAACUGGGACAUCCGUCCGAGUUACCGAAAACGUGAGUGUCGUCGCGCCUGUUGA
Molecule: messenger RNA, 393 nt
Organism: Pochonia chlamydosporia 170
Lineage: Eukaryota; Fungi; Ascomycota; Sordariomycetes; Hypocreales; Clavicipitaceae
Exons: 2
Coding region: 1-393 (130 amino acids)
Source: RefSeq, a predicted model, not a curated record